AGCGCUGCCCCCGCGGGCCGCCCGCCGAGAGGAUGCUGGAGAGCGGCUGCAAGGCGGUGAAGGAGGGCGUGCUGGAGAAGCGGAGCGACGGGCUGCUGCAGCUCUGGAAGAAGAAGCGCUGCAUCCUCACCGAGGAGGGGCUGCUCCUCGCGCCCCCCAAGCAGCCGACCCCACCGCAGCAACAGCAGCAGCAGCCGCCGCCGCCGCCCGCGGCGCCGAGCACCGAGCCCACGGCCAAGAUUAAGGAGCUGCACUUCUCCAACAUGAAGACGGUGGACUGCGUGGAGCGGAAGGGCAAGUACGUGUACUUCACGGUGGUGAUGGCCGAGGGCAAGGAGAUCGACUUUCGGUGCGCGCAGGAGCAGGGCUGGAACGCGGCGAUCACGCUGCAGAUGGUGCAGUACAAGAACCGCCAGGCCAUCCUGGCCGUGCGCUCCACCCGCCAGAAGCAGCAGCACCUGGCGCAGCAGCCCCACGGCCCGCGCCUCCGCAGCGCCUCCAACUCCGCCUAGCGCCGGCGGCACCGCGCCCCGCUCCGCUCCGCUCUGCUCCGCCGCACUGCGCGGGGCAGCGCCCGGAGCGGGACCGAGCGCAGCGCCUGGGGCCGGAGCCGGGGACUGAGCCGAGCACGGCCCCUCCGCGCCCCUGAAGCUUUUCAGUCCUUUUAUUUAUGGACCUCGGGACGGAGCCUCGGGUGUGACGGGACUUCGGGGAGACGUGAUGUACUGUAACUUUAUUUUAAUGUAUUUUAUUUAUUAGGUUGUGGGGUUGGUUGGUUGGUUUGUUUUCUGAGGCUUGUUUGCAAGGCAUUUCUGAAUGUAGGCCAUAGCCAAAAAGCAAAGGAAAGAACGAUGUACGUGCUGGCUGCCUAAGGAAGCUCUGUGUAGUUUGGCCACGCACAAUGUGACAAAAAGAGUUCUUCGUUUGUGCCCGAAAUACACUGUAUUCCGCGAACAUGGGACAUGCGAUGUGUGGUUGGAACCCGCACUGCGCGUGGAAACUCUUCUCUCCGACGAGAAGAACAGUUGCAACUUAGGAUUCAAUAAUUUUAUUUCAAAGCAUAUAAACGCGCGGUGGCAAAUGAUGAUGCUCUGUAAAUGCUCGGUUAUUCAAUGAGAGUCACGGGUGGUGGUUGCCGGGAGGUGAAACCCAUCUGAUCGGUACAUGAGAUGGGGGGACCCAGCCCAAUCUCUGUGGUGUGGGGUCACAGCCAGGCUCUGCCUGGCUCUGAGGCUCAUGGGAGAGAUUUAGGAGCAUCCCUUAGUGCUUAGGGCCAUGCUCCGGGCUCUCCACCUUGGUCCUAUUCUCCUGGCAGCAUUUAAAUGUCUUGCAUUAAAGGAGCCCCUAGUUUAAAAUUCGUCCUCUAUAUGUCGUAGUGUUCAAACGGAUGAUUUCGGUCACCGUUCCAUAAGCUGAAAGUUGCUCUGUUGGCAUUUAGAGCUGCCAGAGGCGUGCAGCCUGCCUCUAAAAGCACUGACAAAGCCAUGAAGUUGGAGAACAAAGGCUCAUCCCGUAGGGUUGGUGGGCAGCUGGCCGCAGGGAGCUGCUGGCUCUGGGUGCUGUGUGAGACAGGGCUGCGCUGGGGAGUGGGGAGCAUUGCGGCCUGGCCUCGUUGCAGGCUCAGGGCUGUUAGUGGUAACUGAUGUGUGAGGAGAAUGGCAGCAAGCUCUUUUACGAGUGGUGUGAACAUCAACAACAUCUCUUGAAGCCGUGCAUCCAAGACUUUUUUGUUCGUGUAACUGAGACACGGUUUGACUGUAAAACCCCACAGUCUCAUGGUGCAAGCUGUUCUCUAAGCGCUUAAGGGCAAAACUCUGAGGCGACACUCACAGGGAGAAAUCAGAACCUACUGCUGCCCAAGGUAGUCCUUUAGGGCCCAGUGUGCACCCUCAGCUCCAGCUCAGCCCCGUAAGGAGCACGUGGAGAUCUCUUAUUGUCCUCCUCCUCCACUCCUUGCCACAGAUGUGCAGGUUGCAUCCCUGGACACAAAGACCCAGUGCUAAGUCCUCCCCACCUCUCUGCAGAUGCUCCUCUGUGCUUGGCCCUGUGCUGGCCCUGAAAAUGCUGUAGCCAAGCUGGGGCGGCAGGUUACAGCUGUCCUAACAGAGCUGUCACUUCGGGACUAAUUGAAGUUGAAGGUGCCCUGCAUCUUCUAGGACUAGAAUCGCUGUCUUGGCAAUCAAAAUAGCCAAUUUCUACAUCUCUGUACAUCUGCCAUUAUCGUUCUGCUAAUGCUGGGAUGUUAGAACUGCAAGGGGAUUCUCUAAUGAGCUAGUAGGAGACUUACAAAAUAGGUUGUAAUUUGUAAUUUGGCUUCUCUCUUCAGAGUCAUUAAUUACAGUGUACUGAGCAACUAAUCCACCUUUCCAGAUAGACAGACGCAUCGCUGGUAGCUCACCUACUAAAAUAUGUGGUAGCCUACUGAAGAAUAAAUGUAUAUGAUGAAAACUGUUCCUGCGUGAUCAGAGACAUGCGUGUUUCUCUGGCGGAGGCAGGUAGCCGAGUCCUAGGUGGACAUAGACCAUCUGAGUUCCACUGAAGCCCUUGGAUCUGGUGUAAAGCUGAAAUUUCACUGCUCUUCUGGAAAUGUUUGUAGUUUGAAAGCAGAAGAUGACAAUUUCAGUGAUGUAAUUGAGACUGAGGGUUGAAAAAGUAAAGGAAAUUGAAAAUGUCAAGGUGGAUGGUUCAAGGUCAAUGUUGUAUUUCACCUCAGGCUUCCUGUGUUAAGUUGCUUUGAAGGAUGCUCUCCGAAAGCCAUUUGGACUGGCGACUUCACUGACAAACUUUUGCCUGUUGCCAUUACCCACUGCAUUGCCUUUGUGAAAUGCCGGAGUCAGACAGUCACGUCACAGCACCCACUUCGAGCUGUGCCUGUGUCUCAGCCCGAACCAACGGGCCAAGGACAGCCAACGUCUCCUGGCAACUCCGCUCCCUCUGCUGCAAACCAAAGGGAAGCGGAUCGGCUGGGGUCCCCUGGGGACAGCCGCACCGUGUGGCUCGGGCCAGUCCGCGUUAAGGAGGCUGCAUGGUCUGACGUGGUCAGCCCCACCGCUUUCUCAUGCUCUAAAUUCCCCAGUGUUCAUGGCUGAUAGCAGUUUUAGACCAAGAACUGGUUUGAGGUUAUGCUGUGAGAUAGUUGUUUUUUUUGGCUUCCCUCUGUUCCACUGCACAGUCUUCACUGGAGCUGUGCAGUUAAGUACUGUCUGUCAUGCCUCGUAGGAAAAGUCUCUGAUAGCUGUCCCAGAGGAUUGUGCUCUGACUUAACUGGAGCUUCACAAGAAGAGGAGUCAUUAUCCCCUUACAAAAAGGAAAACAAACAAAUGCACACAAACAGUGUAUGGUUGAUGUAAAUUUAUCAAAGAUUAAACAACAAUGCUUGUAUAACACAAACGGGAGAAUGCUUGUUAUAGCUAACAAAAUUGUAGACAAUUGUCAAUCAGAAGGUUGAAACUAUGUCUUUGUUUAAAAAAAAAAAAAAAAAAAGAAGAGUGGCUGAGGGGCAAGAUUCAGCAAGAAAAUUCGAGCUGUGAUGACUGUUCUGUACCAGGAAAAUAUAGAAACUGGGAGAAAAAGGAACAAUCAAAUGGAUGUUGUCCUUGUGGCAUCCUGAAGUAAUUCCUCCCUCUUAAGGUUCACGGUAUGCACGUGCCAGCUUCUGGGUUAUAGCUGCAGCGAUGUACCAAAUGUUUUCCGGCAUAACCCAUUGUGAGCAGAAAUAUCAGUGUCAUCAAAAAACUUUUGUGUAAAUAUGACUCAUAAAUGAUUUCCGAGAGAUGUGAUUUAUUUUUCAUAUUUUUCAAGAUGCAUUCCAUUUCAAAUAAAGAGGUAUCUAUUGAAAAAGUUC
Molecule: messenger RNA, 3844 nt
Organism: Numida meleagris (helmeted guineafowl)
Lineage: Eukaryota; Metazoa; Chordata; Aves; Galliformes; Numididae
Gene: PHLDA1
Product: pleckstrin homology like domain family A member 1
Exons: 1
Coding region: 33-512 (159 amino acids)
Biological process (GO): positive regulation of apoptotic process
Cellular component (GO): nucleus
Molecular function (GO): phosphatidylinositol phosphate binding
Source: RefSeq, a predicted model, not a curated record